AGAAGUAGUGUGGCCUUAAAGAAGCUCCCCAAAUCCGUCACUGCAUUAAAGGAGGAGCAGCCGAAGUCAUGACCGUCGGAUUUUGGUGAAUUCCAACCAGGGCAAUGGCGGAUAAAGAAAUACUUAGUUUUGUCCACGACUCCUCCGUUUCCGAAGCGGACCACGCUCGAUCAACUGUCAGCGGGCCAUCUUACGGGCCUUUCACCUACACGCAGGUUAUUCACAGCGGACACUUUAUGGUAUCAUCGCCCCACCGUGACGCGUCGCCAGGCGGCGUGAAAGGCGGACGGUGCCCGAGAUACGACUUCGACACGGUGAAUCGAACCUGGUGCCAGACUUAUCGCUAUGGGCCGCGCAGCUCCGGCAGUCUAAGCAUCGACCCCACACUCACGCGCCUCUUUGAGUGCAUGUCCUUAGCUUACAGCGGCAAGAUUGUGUCCCCAAAAUGGAAGUCUUUCAAAGGACUGCGGUUACUGUGGAGGGAUAAGAUCCGUCUAAACAAUGCAAUUUGGAGAGCAUGGUUCAUCCAAUAUGUGAAAAAGGGGAAAAAUCCCGUGUGUGGCUUCAACACCCCAUUGGAGGGAUCUGAGGCAGAUGCCCACAGAAAGCCUGAAGCCAUUGUAUUAGAGGGCAGCUACUGGAAGCGGCGGAUUGAGGUGGUCAUCAAGGAGUAUCACAAGUGGAGGAUCUAUUACAAGAAAAGACUUCAGAAAGAGAAGGAUGGUAUUAUAUCAAUGCUACAAGAGGGUCAAAUCUGCCAGGAAAAGUUGGAGAAAUGGUCCAGUCAGAUGUAUCCAGAGCCUGAGGCAACACCAGGGGAGGCUCCCAUGUUUGACCUGGACUACCUCCUGUCUGACAUCUCUGACACCCUGUUCACCAUGACACAGAAGCAAUGCCCCUGGGCAAGCAGUGAGCGGCACAACACAUACACAACAAAUGCUGAUAUGAUUCAACCAGGCCUGACUCCUCUGCAGCCCAACUUGGAUGAUUUCAUGGAUAUACCAGAUAUCUUCAUGAACUCUGGUGUUCAACCAUGUGAUCAGAUGGCUUUUGCAGACUCUGGCUAUUUUCAAAGUUCAUCCAGCAUUACCCCCGUUGGAGCUACCAUGCACACAGCUCCUCAAUUACUCGGUGACAGCGAGCUCUCACAGGCUACUUUGUCAUCCAGCAGUUUGCUACAUGCUUCAUCAUCUCAAACGGAAGGGCUGAACCAGGACUGCAGCGGCUACCACCCGAGCUCGCUACCUUAUGGACCGCAGUCGUACGCCGGUCCCGUUCUUCCCUUCCCCGGCGACGUUGAGCAGGGCUUCUCCUCAGCCGUUCCAUUUUUUUACCCACUCCCGUGUCACAAAUUCGGCUACCACACCAGCGCCGGCGUGACGCCGACCGUCAUCACUCACACUGCUUCCACAGUGAGCGCUACGCAGCAAGCUAACAGAUACCCGUACCACCAAGCUCCGUGCCGUUCCCUCGGUUACGUGUCCGACCCGGUUCAAGCAGACCAGCCUCCGGGAGGCGCGUCGCACUGCUUUGCGGUUCCUGUACGAGUGUCUGCUGCACCAGUGCCAGGGAAACACAAGCAGAAGAAAGAAAGCGAAAGGACAUUUGGUCCAACUGUGGGGCUAUCUUCUGCUUCCUUCACUGCACCCACGAGCUGUCUGGCUAAGCUGCUCUCUACAGGGAAGACAUCGGUGGGGUUUGAAACUACUCACGUAACAGUCAAAGGUCAAAAGUCCCCAUCUCCCGGUGCUUCGCACGCUUCCUCCUCUAGAGCAGCUUCAUCUCAAGUGCAACAUGGAGCCAUUUGGCACGGAGUCAUCCCAGCGCAGCACAAGCAGAGUUCAGCUCAGGGUCAGAGUCAAAGCUCCAAAAGCUCAACGGCGCCCGCCGCCCUGCUGGUUGAUGACAUUGCACACAACAGCGCAGCCCUUCUCGUUCCUAAGACUGAGAAACUGUCACCUGUCCAGCUUUAUGGCACAGACAGAAGUAGCUUAACAGGUUACACAGGCCAGACAUCACCUCCAAACCUCCUCGAGAAAUCUUCUAAUCCUGAAUCUCCACAUUCAGGCUUCCUGGGGUAUGGAAUGAUAGAAAUGAGUAAGCAAACAGAGACCAGGAGGAUGACUCAUAUAUCAGCUGAACAGAAGAGACGUUUCAACAUCAAAAUGGGCUUUGACACUUUACACGACCUGGUCACGACACUUAGUUCCCAGCCGAGCAUCAAGAUUAGCAAAGCCACCACCUUGCAGAAGACCGCCGAGUACAUCAGUAAGAUGCAGCAGGAGAGAGCUCUGCUCCACGAGGAGGCUCAGAGACUCCGAGAUGAAAUCCAGCUCCUGAAUUCUGCCAUCAAUUCGUGCCAACAGCAACUACCGGCCACGGGUGUGCCCAUCACACGACAGCGAUUUGACCACAUGAGGCAAAAGUUCCGGGAAUACGUCCAGGCCCAAACUCUGCAAAACUGGAAAUUCUGGAUUUUCAGCAUCAUCAUCGAGCCACUGUUUGAGUCCUAUAAUAGCAUGGUGUCCACUGCCAGUGUGGAACAACUCUACCAGUCCACUUUGUCCUGGCUGGACCAACACUGUUCUCUGCCUUCUCUAAGACCCAUGGUCCUGAGUUCACUCCGUCUCCUGAGCACAACGACCUCCAUCCUAACUGAGCCAAGACUGCUGCCUGAGCAGGCCACCCUCGCUGUCACACAGGGUGACCCCUCUACUACCUUAGACCACUCCAUACAGCAACCUGCUCAAGACCAUGUGCGCAAAAUGUGAUGGAAAAAAAAAAAGACUGAAAUAAUUAGAAGCAGUUAUUCAAAAUAGAAAAACAACCCGUUAUUUCAUUUUCAUUCAAAUAUAAAAAUACCCAAAUUGAAAUACAGCUUGAUUUUGUCAUUCGUUACAACGGCUCAGAGCUGCCAGCAUUUUUCGUAUUGACCAGCAGAUGGCGACAGAAAACGGUCUUCUGGAAUGAUCCAUAAAGACAAAAAUUAAAAAACAUAUAUUGCCUUUGAAUUGUGGUUCACCAAGGAUUUUG
Messenger RNA from Syngnathus typhle (broad-nosed pipefish), 3033 nucleotides. RefSeq names its product carbohydrate-responsive element-binding protein. Gene Ontology annotation, cellular component: nucleus. The transcript is spliced from 17 exons. Gene Ontology annotation, molecular function: DNA-binding transcription factor activity, RNA polymerase II-specific; protein dimerization activity; RNA polymerase II cis-regulatory region sequence-specific DNA binding. NCBI's taxonomy places the organism in Eukaryota, Metazoa, Chordata, Actinopteri, Syngnathiformes, Syngnathidae. The record is from RefSeq and is a predicted model, not a curated record. Bases 105 to 2771 code for a protein of 888 amino acids. Gene Ontology annotation, biological process: regulation of transcription by RNA polymerase II.